Molecule: messenger RNA, 978 nt
Organism: Neoarthrinium moseri
Lineage: Eukaryota; Fungi; Ascomycota; Sordariomycetes; Amphisphaeriales; Apiosporaceae
Exons: 3
Coding region: 1-978 (325 amino acids)
Biological process (GO): positive regulation of ATP-dependent activity; protein folding
Cellular component (GO): cytosol
Molecular function (GO): protein-folding chaperone binding; ATPase activator activity
Source: RefSeq, a predicted model, not a curated record
AUGGUCCUCCACAACCCCAACAACUGGCACUGGGUCAGCAAGAACGCUGGCGAGUGGGCCCAGGCCUGGUUGACCGAGAACUUGACCAAGGUCUCGGCCGAGGAUGGCGACGUCAACGUCAAGAUCAGCAAGGUCGUCAGCAUGGAUGGUGAUGUCGACGUCAGUCAGCGCAAGGGCAAAGUCAUCACAAUCUUCGACGUGAAGCUCGUCUUGGAGUAUGCCGGUGCGGCGCCCGAUGCCGACGACGUGUCGGGUACCAUCACCGUCCCCGAGGUUGCCCACGACACCGAGGAGGACGAGUUCGUGUUUGACAUUGAUAUCUACUCGGAGUCCAAGGAGAAGCAGCCCGUGAAGGAUCUGGUGCGAUCCAAGCUCGUUCCCCAGCUGCGCAAGGAAUUCUUGAAGCUCACGCCGGCUCUGAUUGCCGAGCACGGCAAGGAUAUCCAGCACGCACCUGGCUCCAACCCCUCCAGUGGCUUCUCCACCCCCAAGGUUCACGCACCCACCAGCGGCGCCAAGAACCCGGAGGCUUCUGCUACGCAGAGCAACGCGGGUAGCGUCGUUAACACGACUACAGUCUCGGAUCAAGAGGAGUUCCGCACUACCGCCGAGCAGCUGUAUCUCACUUUCACCGAUCCCCAACGGAUAGCUGCCUUCACCCGUGCCCCUCCGAAGAAAUUCGAGGGUCCCAAGAAGGGUGGCAAGUGGGAGAUCUUCGACGGCAACGUGUCCGGCGAGUUCGUUGAACUUGAGGAGAACAAGAAGAUAACCCAGACUUGGCGCCUGAACCAGUGGCCUGCCGGCCACUUCUCGAAGCAGGUCAUCGAGUUCGACCAGAACGACGUCGAUGGCGUAACCGUCAUGCGCGUCAACUGGACUGGUGUUCCCAUUGGUCAAGAGGACGUGACCAAGAGGAACUGGGGCGAGUACUACGUCCGAAGCAUCAAGACAACCUUCGGCUUUGGAACCAUCCUGUAA